GCCACCCAGGAUUGUUUUGAUUUGCGUGUCCUGGAGUGUGCGGAGUUGAAUCGUAGCUGGAAAAGCCGGAAAACCAUCCGAAAGAUCGAGUUCUCACCCGAUAUGGCUGAUAAAAAGAAGGCUCUCUUUAUUUGCCUCGGAAACAUUUGCCGAUCACCGAUCGCGGAGGCGGUAUUUCUCAAAACUAUCAACACAGCAGGAGUUGCGGAUCAGUGGGAGGUGGAUAGUGCGGCCAUCGGAUCGUGGCAUGUAGGACGUAGCCCAGACCAUCGGGCGCUGGCCACUAUGAAACAGCACGACCUCCCGUACAACAACAAGGCCCGCCAGAUCAAGAAAGCGGACUUUGACCACUACGACUACAUCUUCGGCAUGGACACGGAAAACAUUUCCGACCUAAAGGAACGGGCGCCCAAGGGUGGCGAGUGCAAGGCAAAGAUUUUGCUGCUCGGUGAUUUCGACUCACAGCAACCGGGGGCGAUCAUCCGCGAUCCGUACUACGACAGGGGAUCCGAGGGCUUCGAACAGUGCUACGUGCAGUGUGUGCGUUGCUGCGAAACCUUCCUGGCAAAGGCCCAAGCAGGACAAAUUUAAUUGUUUAACCGAGCUGUGAUGCGAAUUGUGAAAAUUGAUACGCGAAGAAAGGUUCCUUAAACGACAAA
Molecule: messenger RNA, 659 nt
Organism: Anopheles aquasalis
Lineage: Eukaryota; Metazoa; Arthropoda; Insecta; Diptera; Culicidae
Product: low molecular weight phosphotyrosine protein phosphatase 1
Biological process (GO): protein dephosphorylation
Cellular component (GO): cytoplasm
Molecular function (GO): acid phosphatase activity; non-membrane spanning protein tyrosine phosphatase activity
Source: RefSeq, a predicted model, not a curated record